CAAAGCACGCAAACCUGAUAAGCUAGGAGGCGAGGUGACGCCACCUGGGAAGAUUUUUCAGCUUGCUGAUACUCACAUAGUGAUCUAGGAAGUUCUAUCACUGUCGAGACUUCGUUUGUCUGUGACUUUUACCACAACAGUUGGUUCACGUUUCUACGUUUUUUAACUGAAACAUCCAAGCAACAUCAUGUCUUACGCCCCGGGACAGCCGGUGACUGCUGUUGUGGAACGAAUUGAGAUCGUGAAGUUGCGACAGGAAGAUAAUCUGAUUCUUGGCUUCAGUAUUGGGGGUGGCAUAGACCAGGAUCCUGGACAGAACCCCUUCUCGGAAGACAAGACUGACAAAGGCAUCUACGUGACCAGAAUAACACCGCGCGGACCGGCAGACGAGGCAGGCUUGAGGAUGGGAGACAAAAUAAUGCAGGUAAACGGCUGGGAUAUGACCAUGGUGACCCAUGACCAGGCCCGUAAAAAACUAACAAAGAAGAACGAGCAGGUGGUGCGACUACUGGUAACCAGAAAGUCAUUGGAGGACACUAUCAAACAAUCUAUGGGCAGUUGUCCAAGAUAGUAACAUAGCGCCACUACGUGUAACCGGCGAUGCAAUAGCCAAGGACUGAACACUCUCAAAUACUGAAACUCUCAAAUUCUCAAAUGUUGUCCUUUAUAACUAUGAGAACACAAGAAUAUUACACAGAUCGUUUAAUAUUAAGGUGACCUGUCCAGAAGCCUGACUCUGCACAAAUCAGUUCUUGGUAAUUCUUGUCAUUUAUUGCACAGUGAGACAGUGCUCUUUGUCCAUUCACACUCAAACACUUUUCAGAGUUUAUCUGCUUUACUUUGAGAAACCUGAGCAGCAUAUUCACCUCCACCCUCUGAAAUAUGCAUCAUUCCAAAGCAUUCAUCUCCGGAGGGCUCAAAAUAAAUUACAUCUGAAUCUGUUCUCGAAUUUAAUGACGACUUCACUGUGAGAAAAUGAUAAAAAUUUGAGUCUAGUAUUCCAAAACUCACAUUAUCAGUUUUAAUACCACGAAAAAUGCUGCUGUAUGAAAAGUUAAGGAUUAUGGAAAAUAGAGUUUAUGCAGAUUUUCACAAUAAUUACUGUUAUAUUUUUGAACAACAACUGACUGAAAUGAGCUUCUGGAGGAUCUUUCAUAAAGUGGUGCUUGCAUAUGUGCUUUAUGUCACAUUUAAAUAGUACAGCAUUGUUGGUUGAUUCCAUAUUAGGAGAUAUUAAGUGUCCUCAAUCCAGGCCUGAUAGUAAUCGCUCAUAAUAAGAAUUUUUUUUAGGAGCAAUUGUGAACUUUCUUUAACACAUUUCAUCCUUUUUGCCUCAAGAAUGUUUAAGUGUAUCAGUAAUGAUCAGCUUUUCAUCUCAGUGUAAUAAAACACACUAUAUUUUGCUCUCAUUCAGCUUCAAAUGCCAAAGUGAUCAGUGUCUGGUAGUGUAUUAGUGUUGUAGUUUUUCUAAUCAUUUUUUUAUAACGGUACAGUAUACUGCUCUGUACAACAAAGCACAUAUCUGUAUGCUCAAUGUUUAAUCUAAACUUAUGUCUUUUCACUAGUUAUCGUUUUACUGAUGCACCUCACUGUUCUGUUCAUCUUGUGUAUUACAUGUGUGGGAAAGUAAAAUCUCUCCUUCUGUA
Scatophagus argus is the source of this 1646-nucleotide messenger RNA. It is a transcript of the gene tax1bp3, whose product is annotated as Tax1 (human T-cell leukemia virus type I) binding protein 3. The coding region runs from base 188 to 571 and encodes 127 amino acids. The record is from RefSeq and is a predicted model, not a curated record. Gene Ontology annotation, biological process: neurotransmitter receptor transport postsynaptic membrane to endosome; neurotransmitter receptor transport, endosome to postsynaptic membrane. Gene Ontology annotation, molecular function: protein binding. Gene Ontology annotation, cellular component: adherens junction; postsynaptic membrane; postsynaptic density. Lineage: Eukaryota; Metazoa; Chordata; Actinopteri; Scatophagidae. The transcript has 4 exons.